GACUGCAUGUGGUCUACAUCUCGCUGCUCCCAUGGCAGGCUCUGGAGGUGCACGCUUUCAAAGUUUGACUAGGGAAUAGCCGGGCAGCAGUGGAGGCGGCAGCAGCAUCGCCCCGUAGGGAAACAGACUCAAGGAAAACAUCAUCUGAAGAGAGGAGCAAAAGACUGCAGCUCGCCUGGGAGUGUCCGACUCCGGCGAUAAGAACAAUGGGAGAGAUGGCUGAGCGGAUUUGCGAUUUAUAAAUGAGAAACACAAGAAGGUUAAUGUAACACAGUUUUCGCUGGAAGGAGGGACUCCCGGCUGCAGCCUGCCCCCCUCAGCCAUGCCGCUUGUAUUCCGCACGCUGCUGUUCGGCUUUGUAACGCUGCUCGUUGUGGUUUUGAUAAUUGAUGAUAUUGCAGAAGUGGAGGAAGAAACUGCAAGUCUUGGACAUUCAAAGAAGAUGAACUUGCAUCGGCUCAUCCCUAAACCGCACAGAAAGGCUGCAGCACACGUGGAUCCGACUGCUUUGACGAGAUCGAGCAAAGAUGUAAAUCGUCUCGGCCGGAGCUGCAAUAACACCGGCAAGCUUUCGUCAAACAACUGGACCUUCAACAAGACCCUCUCCAACCUCAUCAGAAAGAAUAUUCUGAGAUUUCUGGAUCCGGAGAGAGACAUCUCUAUCCUGAAGGGCACGCUGAAACCAGGAGAUAUCAUCCACUAUGUGUUUGAUCGCCACAGCACCACAAACAUCUCAGAAAAUCUCUACCGUCUUUUGCCAACUGUAUCCCCGAUGAAGAACCAACAUCACAGGCGCUGCGCCAUUGUGGGAAACUCUGGGAUCCUGCUGAACAGCAGCUGUGGGCCCGACAUCGACUCUCACGACUUUGUUAUCAGGUGUAACCUGGCACCAGUGGAGGAGUAUUCUCGGGACGUGGGAUGGCGGACCAACUUGGUGACUAUGAACCCUUCAGUGGUGCAGCGGGCCUUCCAGGACCUGGUCAGCGAAGAGUGGAGGGAUCGCUUCCUACAGCGGCUUCAAAGCCUCAGCGGCAGUGUGCUGUGGAUCCCGGCCUUCAUGGCCAAGGGGGGAGAGGAGCGUGUGGAGUGGGCCCUUCGUCUCAUCCUGUUGCACACUGUGGACGUACGCACCGCCUUUCCCUCGCUGCGACUUCUCCACGCUGUCAGAGGGUACUGGCUAACCAACAAUGUCCACAUCAAGCGUCCGACUACUGGGCUCCUCAUGUACACGAUGGCCACUCGCUUCUGUGAAGAGAUCCAUCUUUACGGCUUUUGGCCCUUCCCACUCGACCCGCAUGGCAAACCAGUGAAAUACCACUACUACGAUACUCUAAAGUACGAGUACACGUCCAGCUCCAGUCCUCACACCAUGCCUUUGGAGUUCAGGACCCUGAGCGCGUUGCACAGACAGGGGGCACUCCGGCUCCACACUGGGACCUGUGAUGCCGAGAGGAGACCACAGAAGGAGCUACAGAGCAAAUAGCUAGUUAGGACGAUCUCCACUUUGCGCAGACCCUGCACAAAAGGUUUUCUUGUUACGGUACUUUUAUGAAACUUGAAUUAACUUAUUUUCAGUAAUUGGAAUGAACUUUUUCUAUUUCAAGCUCUUUUAGUGACUUGUUUUACUGGUGUUUUACAUUUUAAUGAGAUUUCUAUGGCAACCUUUAAAAUAAUGAGACCCCUUUUCUGCUGGUGCAACACAACUGUUCAUGGACAUGUCAUGUCCAUCUGUUGACCCCUUAUUUUUCUUAAACAGACUAUUUUAAAAGUCCAUCCAGGUUUUUAGUAUUGUUAUAAAUUGAGUAUUGUGAACAUAUUUUUUGUGUUUUCAAAUUUGGUCAAUUAAUAUUCCCAGUUUAUGAUACGACAGGUGUCCAUUAAGGGUGUGUUGUAAUGUACCCAGCAUGUCAACAUAAUGGAGAGCUGCUGAAUGAAUGGCUCUUGUGAGACACUUUUUGGGCCACAAGAUGGAAGCACUUAAUUAUCAGGGAGAAUGAUGAUGAAAGAAAAAUGUUGGUCAACUGUUCAAACAUUUGUUUUUUUGUACAUACUUGUGAUAACAAAUUUUCCACUGAUAGAGAACCUUUUAUGCUUUUGUAGCUUCCUAUAAAGUACCUACAUUGGUGUUCACAGUAAAACAGGUGAUUCAUAAGCAAAAAAUUCCAAAAGUCCAUUCAACCAGAGCUGCCAUGUGAUACCUUGAGAGCCAAAUGAAGGAAUGAAAGCACGUUCAAAUAUAUCCAGCUUCUGUGAGGAUAAAGAGGGAGUGCCGGCUGUUCACAUAAGAAUGUUUACACAGACUCAGCCGUAAGUAAACCCACUUAGUAAACUUUUCUCAAAGAAUAUUAGCUCUCUUUCUGCACUGGAAAUGUUAGUAGUGGGGUCUGGAUUGUAGUUGUGUAGUGCUACUAAGAAGACCUUACCUUUAUAUUUUCUUUUCUUAUGAAUGUAUUAGUGAUAUUCUUACAAAUGCUGUAAGUAUUGAGUCCCAUAAUGUGCUUUAAAUACAUUUGUAGUUACCGUUUCAGUGCAAUAACACUGAGAGGAGGAUGAGCCGAUGGCUUCUAUGCCUUCAUUAAUUUGUAUUGAUGUAUGAAUUAUACUUGUAUAGUGUGUUGGGGAUAGUAUUUUAACCAGUAUAGGUUGAUACAGAUAUUUGUGGAUUUUCAUUGAAGUUGCGAGUAUUUUGUGCCUAUAAUCAAUAAAUUGGACCAUUUGCAUGCGCAGUAAUAAAAAUGAUCAGGGUUUAUCCAAGUUGACAGAACGGGACUGAUUGAAAAACGGAUAUACAUGAAUCUUAAUCACCCACUACAGAAACCCAGAUAUGAAUAAACACUAUAAAAUAAACUUGUUUUUUUUAAAGUACAUUUUAUUGUAGACUUCUUACAUUUUUGUACGCUCCACCUCAGUAAAAGUGUUAGUAAAGUUCAGUUGAGUUUUUAGGUUUUUUUUUAGGAUUUAGUCUUGAUACUGGGCUUUUUGCCAAACACUUUGGGAAAUGUUCUGCAACAAAAUGCCUCUUUUAAUAAAAAAUGAACCGAAGAAUUUGAACUAUUCCAAGAGCUCUAGUGCUAAACAAGUAGGCCGUCAUGCGCUUCCAGCCAUGUGAUGUGUCCAUAAUAGUGUUGUUUUUACAGGAUGCACUUGUUGACUUGCAUGUUGGCCUAUGCCCCGAGUGAAGUUAAGAAUAUACAUGAAGGUUGUACUAGUGACGUGAGCAGUCUGAAGCAAUGAAAGGUUUAUCUGUGAUGGUAAGAAUAGAAACAUUCUGUGACUAACACAGUUAGGUUAAAUAACCCAGAAUCUGGAAUUUGCCCCAUUUUGGAAAGCUUUCUACUGACAUGCAGUUUCUACUGAAAAACUGAGAGGAUUGUUCUGUAUAGUUUUGUUAUUAUACCAAAUGUUAGCAUCUGUUUAAUAUACACAUUCAUUCCAGCAAACAAAUGUUAGCUUUUGCAUGUUUUGUCUUGUUACAUACAAUUUAAGUAUUUUUCUUUUUUUUUUGGAAAUAUUCAGUAUGACUUGAGGACACUUGAAAUGUGUAGGUAUGACAAAGUGAAUGUACUUUUCU
This is a messenger RNA of Cottoperca gobio, 3571 nucleotides long. It is a transcript of the gene st8sia2, whose product is annotated as ST8 alpha-N-acetyl-neuraminide alpha-2,8-sialyltransferase 2. Gene Ontology annotation, biological process: N-glycan processing; oligosaccharide metabolic process. The record is from RefSeq and is a predicted model, not a curated record. Gene Ontology annotation, molecular function: alpha-N-acetylneuraminate alpha-2,8-sialyltransferase activity. The transcript has 6 exons. NCBI's taxonomy places the organism in Eukaryota, Metazoa, Chordata, Actinopteri, Perciformes, Bovichtidae. The coding region runs from base 323 to 1483 and encodes 386 amino acids.